CUUUCCUCCACAUCUCUCCACUGAACUAUGCUUGCAUUCAACACCAGACAACUUUUACGGCACACAGGCGGUAGGGGAGCGCGGCAGCUGUGGCUGUCAGCAGUGUCAACUGAUCCGUCAGCAGCAGCAGCAAUCAGCGAAAUCAGCCAGCAUAUCCGAGCCAAGAUUGGCACCCGCACUAGCUCGCAACCAGACUCUUGCUUUGUCCUAGUAUCGCAGACAUACCCUGCCCCCAGCAUCGACAGGCUUUCGGCAGCGCUGGCCCGCCAGCUUACUUCAGGUACUGGUCAUCAAGUCAACGUUGCAGGUACUGUAGUGGACAGGGUGAUGGCUGGGGACGCCGGCAAGGUAACAGCAGUUCCAGGAAUAGCAAUCCUUUACCACACGCAGUCUGCGGACACACACGCCAAGUCGAAGCUGACUGGGAGGCCAUUCUAUAUUGGCGACAUGCAUGGGCGGCAGAGACUGCGCGAAGUAGCAGUGGGACGGUGGCACAACGAAAUGACGGACCGGCGAAAGCACGCGGCAUCAGUAGAGGCAAGGUGGUCGCGAGGCGAGUCGAGUGUGACACAGGCUGGAUCCCACUUGGUGCUGCCCAAGGAGCUUGCCGAUAUCGAAGAUGCAAAGAGCGUCCGGAUGAUUCUCUUGGCGUCCGACAAGGAGUCGCGGCAGGUACUUGAUGCCCUGGACGCGCGGUUCCCUACAGCAACAAAAAUCGGCGUGGUUGGUACUCAGACGCCGUUUGUCAAUGGUCGGGAGUUCACGCUGUUUGGAAUGUCCCAGGUGCAUGAUAGUGGUGUUGUUGGUUUGGCGUUCGUUGAUACCGACAACAAUAGCUCGGGGGACGACUUUGCAGCAGCCGAAGUUGCAUGCCAUGGAUUGGUGGCAGUCACUGAGCCGCAGCGGAUUGUAAGGUGCAAGGGAAACGUUGUCUUGGAAUUGGAGGACGGUGAGGCAGCCAGGACGCUGAUUGCUGCUGUUCGGCGGCGCAGGCUGGAGACCAGCGGCCAGGGCUUGGACCACCGGCUGUUUGCCAAAAUCAUUGAUGGCAGCAGCUCACUGGUGCUCCAGGUGACUGGUGGCGACCCGGCCAAGGGAGGACUGGCCAUAGACACGCUGAAGGACAUUUCCGCUGGCCAGUCAAUACAGUUUCUAAUGCGGGCUGACUACCAGGCCGAGCCACUGUCCUCCCUGGAGGUUCCUGGCGGUGGUUCUGACAAGCUGGCGGUUGUGCUUGCAGCAGACGACAUUGCAGUCGCAAACCAGGCUACUGGCGAUGCGGGUAGCACGGGCGUAGCAUCAAGCGUGUUUGGCGGUGUCACAGAGGGUGGGUUUAUCUUUGGCAAGCACUCCCACACGCCGGCAAAGCCGCACUCGAUCUUUGCCGGAUCUAGCGAGUCGGCGGUUCCUGGAAGCACGUUGACAUUGCAUAUUGAUGGCACCAUGGGCUAAAGCACCAACUGCUUGCAUACAUAAAAUUUUUGUAGUACGGUACACUCUAAUCCAAAUAGAAUUUGAUAAGCU
Messenger RNA from Linderina pennispora, 1524 nucleotides. RefSeq lists its product as uncharacterized. The record is from RefSeq and is a predicted model, not a curated record. NCBI's taxonomy places the organism in Eukaryota, Fungi, Kickxellomycota, Kickxellomycetes, Kickxellales, Kickxellaceae. The transcript has a single exon. The coding region runs from base 28 to 1452 and encodes 474 amino acids.